Molecule: messenger RNA, 1806 nt
Organism: Magallana angulata
Lineage: Eukaryota; Metazoa; Mollusca; Bivalvia; Ostreida; Ostreidae
Product: ELAV-like protein 3
Exons: 4
Coding region: 291-1244 (317 amino acids)
Cellular component (GO): ribonucleoprotein complex
Molecular function (GO): RNA binding
Source: RefSeq, a predicted model, not a curated record
CUAAGUACGACUCCCAACAUCCAGCACAUGCGCGAAGGAAAGAGGACUGGUUUUAACGAAAUGGACAGGUGCUGAAGAAGGAUAGCCGAUAGGUUUUAUAAAAAAGAUGGACUAGCUGAGUCUAACUUGGAUAUUUGCUGCAUAAAUAAAAUUUUUCGUCACACCAAGGAACAAAAAAACGUUGAUGCAUUAACCAGGCCUUCUGUUAUACUUGCCAAACAAAAAGGAAACCUAUUUUAAAUUUUUUUUAUGAUUUAUUUUUUUUCCACCAUGGAUUCAAAAGGAGGAACAUGUCGGACCCAAACACAAAUCUCAUUGUCAAUUAUCUUCCUCAAACACUGUCUGACGAGGACUUUAAAGAGCUGUUUGAGAAGAUCGGGCCACUCAAAUCCUACAAAAUUGUCCGUGACAAGGCCACAAAUUACAGCUAUGGAUUUGGAUUUGUGGAUUACGUGAAUGAAGAGGAUGCAGAGCGGGCCAUCCAUGAAAUGAAUGGGCAGAAAAUGGACCACAAAACCAUUAAAGUGAGCUACGCAAGGAAAAACGACAGUGAAAGUAAAGGAGCCAAUAUCUACAUAGCAAAUAUACCCAGAUCUUUCGGGGAAGAGGAACUAGGAGCACAUUUCAGACAGUUUGGUGAAAUCAUUCAAGUGCGAUUGCUGAGGGACAAAUCCACCAAUGAAUCAAAGGGAGUUGGCUUUGUGUACUACACUAAGCGUUCAGAGGCUGCAGCAGCCCUGGAAGCCAUGAAUGGGAAAACUUUGUUGAAAGGCUAUCCAGCACUGUCCAUUAAGUUUGCCGAUAUAAAUGCGCGAAAAGGUCGGGCUCCGUACCAGAUCCAAGUCCAGACCAACCUCCGGUACCCCACCCCAGGCAGUAAUCCCUAUGGUGGGGGUCCUCAUGGACCAAUGAGAAGUACCAAUACUCGGAUGCGCUUCAAUCCAAUGAGUGGAAACUACUCCCCUGGGGUUGGGGGAGGAGGGGGAGGGGGAGGGGAUAUGGGAGGUCAGAUUCUGUUUGUGUACAACAUUGGAUACGAUGCUGAGGAGAAGACGCUGUGGCAGUUGUUUGCACCACUAGGAACUGUGACUAAAGUCAAUGUUAUCAUGGAUCAUGUCAGAAAUCAGUGUAAGGGCUACGGCUUUGUCACCAUGAAGCAUCUACAUGAGGCUGAAGGAGCCAUCUUGGCACUCAAUGGGGCUAUGUACAACAAUAGACGAUUGUCAGUGUCUUUCAAAUCGUGACAGACUGGUCAAAGAUGUAGUAAAUGUCUUGCAAAUCUUAUGUGCAUAAUAUUGGGGUUUUUUUUUUUCUUUUCUUACUUUUCUUUUAGAAAUGGUAGUCAAGUUUUGUUUGGGUUUUUUAAUAUUACAAGACAUGGUAAACAUUUUCUUUUUGGAGAAAUAAGCAAGGUAUGGUAACUUUAUUAUUUUUUUUUCUUGAUUGGUCUUUCAAAGAUUAUUAAAUAUGAUUUUAGAAAGAAAAGUGUCUGAUACAAAUAAAUUUUGAAAAUCAGAAGAUCAUAGGUAAUGAUAUUAGCAGUGAAAAAUCUGUUGUUUCAAAUAUUCUUUGAUUUGCUAUAUAUGUAAUAGGAAAUCCAGUUAUUUGUCAAACAUUUUUGUGUGUGUUAUUUUUUUGUGUCCAAGUAUUAGUGAUUUUGUUGCCGCUUUGUUAACAAAACUUUUAUUCAUUACAGUUCUUGUGAUUACCAGUUGUUAUCAUUUGUAGCAAGAGUUAAAAACAUUUGAUGUGUGUUUUAUCAGUGCUUAUUCAUGUAUUUCAUUGAAUAAAGAAUAUUAAGUAUAA